Molecule: messenger RNA, 2124 nt
Organism: Lachancea lanzarotensis
Lineage: Eukaryota; Fungi; Ascomycota; Saccharomycetes; Saccharomycetales; Saccharomycetaceae
Gene: KKQ8
Product: LALA0S11e04236g1_1
Exons: 1
Coding region: 1-2124 (707 amino acids)
Biological process (GO): intracellular signal transduction; intracellular monoatomic cation homeostasis; protein phosphorylation
Molecular function (GO): protein serine/threonine kinase activity; ATP binding
Source: RefSeq, a predicted model, not a curated record
AUGUCUAGACGGCCUGCUUUGGAAGAAAAUGCCAGUGACAGUGAGCUAAAACGGUCAAGAUCAUUUUCCAAAUCGAUCAAGGGUCUCUUUAAAUCGACCUCUCCGCCAAGGAAAACACCUGGAACGCCAGAAGCUGGUGCAGCUGGUGCGAAAACCAGUGAUAGACUGAAAACGUUGGCGAAAAGUAAGGAACUGGAACUGGAGGGCAAGAGAAAAGAUUCCAAUGCAGGAACACCUUUGGCAGCACCAGUACCAGCACAGAGGCCAAUUGUUGGCAGUGGGGCAAGAAACGCCAAAUCCCAGUCCUAUGUGACAAAUUUUGGUAAGCUGUCUUUGGGGAAACAGGGCGCAAACGGUAAUACUUCUCAGGAAUCCGUGAUCAGCGAUGAUGAUCCGAAAGUACGGUCUAAGUUGUCAUAUUCAAUGAAAGGUGACUCCGCUUCGUCGGAUGGGGACGAAUCUGACUACUUUCAAACUGGACCGGCCAGAAACGGAGCCUAUGAUGCCCACCCGGAAGAAUCUACCAUCGACAAUGAGUUGACGAAGGAUCCUGAAUCUGUAAGACGUGUCAAAAGUUUACAAAGGCCAAAUCCGAGUGUGAACUCGAAUGCUAGGUCGCGUUCCAUGUCGCUGACGUCCCGUUAUAGGGGCCGGUCCCCAACGCAAAGUAAUACCAGCAUACUGCGCGAAAAACACGAAAACGAAAACGAUGCUCAUUGCGUACUGAAAACGGAGACUUUCAUGGUGUUCGAGGAUGGUCAUCACAAGCAUACGCUGUCAGUAACUCCCAUAGUUACAGAAAGUCACGACGACGAUGGCACUGCCCGGGGCAAAUCCAUGUUUUCUUUGACAGGCUUUUUUAAAAGCCACAAGGACGACGAGAGGCUCGAGAGCGCCCUAUCUCUGCUACCCCGAACUAGAUUCGAGUUCCACAAAAGGCUCAGCAGAAUAAUGGAUGAAGAGCUCAAAGACGAAAACGACGACAGCUCUGAUAAUAGCGACAAAAAGAGUGGCAUGCCUGACCCUGUUAAUCCCAAUGCAGCAAUUGGAUCGAAAGAACUAGACAUGAUUGGAAAAAUUUCGAAGAAGAUACAUGACGGGGCAAUGGUGGAAGGUAGCAUGGACGAACAAAUAGCCAAGAAAAAUUACACUCUUUUCCAAAAGUACGGCAAGCCCGUUGGAGUUAUCGGACACGGAGCCUAUGGUGUUGUGAAAGUGUGUUGCAUCGACACGUCCAGCGUUACCGACGAGCGUUCCCUUGAUGAGACAUAUGUCAAGGGCAACAAGAUGUUUUACGCCGUGAAGAAAUUGAAACCGAAGGCAGACGAAGUAAAGGAGAAGUUCGGGACCAGACUCACUUCAGAAUUUAUUAUCGGCCAUGCUUUGAGUCAAAGAGACUCAGAGCAGCGCAAAUCUCACCCCAAUAUUUUGAAAAUGCUCGAUUUAAUGCAAACUCCCGAUGGUUUUGUCGAAGUAUUAGAAUUCUGUCCUUCUGGUGACUUAUACAGCUUACUGUCGCGUACUUCAAAGAGCGGCGGUUUGCAUGUGCUGGAAGCCGACUGUUUCAUGAAACAACUGCUUCAUGGUGUCCAGUACAUGCAUGAUCAUGGGAUAGCUCACUGUGACCUGAAGCCAGAGAAUCUCUUGUUCGACCCACAAGGUGUUUUAAAGAUCUGUGAUUUUGGCACUAGCUGCGUUUUCCAGACUGCCUGGGAAAAGAAGGUACAUUUCCAGACUGGCGCUGUGGGCUCAGAACCAUAUGUCGCACCCGAAGAAUUUAUUGCACAUCGGGAAUACGAUCCGCGGUAUGUGGAUUGCUGGAGCUGUGGUGUAAUCUACUGCACUAUGGUAUUGGGCCACUACCUCUGGAAAAUACCUCUAAUUGAUAAGGAUCCCGUGUAUGCCUCUUUUGUCGAAGAAAUGCGCCUCAAACGAGAAUAUACUGUUUUCGAGGAGAUGAAACAUGUAUCGCCUGAGGUCAAUCGCUGUCGUAGGCUGUGUCUCUAUGCGAUAUUCCAGUGGAACCCUGAAAAACGAACCAGCGUUGAGAAACUACUGCACAGUAAUUGGAUGAAGAGGACAUGGUGUUGUGUGCCAUAUAAAAACACCAAAUCGGCUCAUUGA